AUGAGAGGUUCAAAUAUCGAAUUAAUUUUAUUACAUGAACUUCAUGAAAUUCGUCGUUUAAUGGAAGAAUAUGUUCGUACUAAAAAAAAUUCAAUAAAUGAUAAUCAAAGAUUAAGACCAAUAGGAGAUCUACCUUGGUCAAUCAGUCAAGAUCAAUUUAAUCGAAGAAUUGCUCUUCAUUAUCCAACAGUUCCACCUGUCACGGAUUAUAAACUAUCAUUAGUUCCACGUGAAGGAUCACCACCUCCACAACAACCAAAUCGAUCUAUUUAUGAAAAUGUUGUUAAUGCUGUACGAGAAGUUCUUGAUAGACGUUCUCCAUCUCAACGUGACCAACCAUUAAAACCGAGUGAAAUUGAUCCAAAAUUAAAACAUGUUUAUAGAAGAAGAACUCAAAUUCCAUCAGGAUCAAUGCAACGAAUACCAUAUCCUGCACCACGACAACAAGGACAAUCAAUAUCAUCUCAAUUAAUAAAACCAACAUUUAAUCAAUUUCAAAAUCUAUCAAUCGAAUCAUCAUCAUCAUCACCAUCAACUCGUAUAUCUUCUAAUCAUCCAUGUCAACCUUUAACUAAUUUUUCUUCAUUUCGAUCAACAACAAAUAAACAUCGUCAUUUAUCUUAUGGAAAUCGUCAAAGACAAUCAAAUAUAUAUGAUACACUUCUACCAGGACAUUAUUUAUGA
Molecule: messenger RNA, 684 nt
Organism: Rotaria sordida
Lineage: Eukaryota; Metazoa; Rotifera; Eurotatoria; Philodinida; Philodinidae
Source: the annotation of a GenBank genome assembly